GGGAAGCGCGGCUCCUCCGCGCCCGCCGCAACAAUAAGCGGGGCGGGGGCGGAGGGGGCCGGGCCGGGCCGGGCGAGCGGAGCCCCGCGAAGUAACGGGCCGGGAGCGCGGGGGCUCUCCCGAGGCGGCCGCCGCGGUGGGAAGCGACGUGACAUUGUCGAGGCGCCCGGGGAAGCCGGGCCGCGGCGGGGGGAGCGGGGCGGGCGGGGGCCCCGCGGGGUUGCGGCGCCCGGUCGGAGCCGGCCGCCGGGCAGGCGGCGGGGGACGGCGCCCGGGCGGCGGGUCGUGUGCGGGCGCUGCGGGGGCGAGCGGCUGAAGCCCCCGCUGCCCGCCCCGUCCCGGUGGGAGGGCAGCCGAAGGGUGGCCCAGGGACCGCGGCGCGGGGCGGUUGCAUCGCGGAGGGCCUGGCCGGAGCCGUCCGAUGACGAAAGCCCUAGAGUUUGGCUCGCUGAGGCCAAAUCUGGCAACCCCACGUGUGUACCAACCCACACGUGGGCUGCCAGCCAGGAGCCGAGGGCGGCGAUGGCAAGCAAGGCUGCUGCAAGAAAUGCCCCGGCGGUGCCCCGCUGCUGGGGCUGGAGGAGCUGUCAUUGCCCAGGCAGCUGGAGGGGACACGAAGCCCUGGUGCCCCAGGCAGGGAUCUGGCAGCUUUGGGCUCUUUCUAGGGAGAAGAGAAUGAGCUGGUGUGGCAGGGCGAGAGGCCAGGUCAGCCUGCGUUUUGUUAGGGAUCCCACCCGGUAAGGACUACGCACUGGGCGGCCCUCCAUGAAAGCGAGCAAGCAAGCAGUCUUGUUCAAGGGCUUGCACAUUUCCCUUGCGUGACCUCUCUUCGGCCUGGGGAAGGAUUACGCUUCCCAGGACAAAUGGCGGACCUGUAAUUUUGAGAUGGAUAGAGACAGAGCCUAUAUUUCACUCAGCUGUGUUUGUGUCACUUAGGCAGCGUAAAGGGAACAGACAUCCCCGACCCUCUCCACGGGGAUCUGCUUGCUGUGGUGCAUCCUUGAGGAGAGCUGCCUUUGGCCCCUUUCUCCUCAUGGCCCUAGGUGGAAUAGAUUACAAGAAGGCCUGCGGGGGGAGAGGUGAAUAGGGGAUUCUCACUUUAACAGUGGUCUCCUGAAAGCUGAAACCAACCACUGGAGUUUAGAGUAAGUUUGAGGUAGCUCCAAACUCAUUCUGAGUGGAGAUGCAGAAAACCAGACCUGGUUCCUGAAGAGUUCCCGCUCUGCUUUUAGCAGCAAGUGCUGGCUCCAGGUGGCUUCACACGGUUUUACUUACAGGUAUGUCCAGUGUUUAUAAAAGGAACAGCACUCAGCCAAAGUUCCCAUAAAUCAGACUGAUUUUCUGCGAGGCAAGAGGAGGUUCUUUCUUAAUAGGAAUUUUUACCCUGUGUGUUUCAUAGCAUCAUUUCAGAAGUAGAUGACAACAUGUGCAAACACGAAUACAAGGAGACAGCUAGACCAGCAGUUCCCUUGCAGGGUAAGGCUUUCCUGCAUUUAGAGAGCACCCCUUGUGUAUAUAUGUAUGUAUAUUCACACAUAUACUUCUAAAGAAGAUUCUUCUCUUAAUGCUUCUGAGCAGAAACACCUAUAUUUGAUGAAGAAAGGCCAGCGUUCUCCCAUGACAUUUGUUGAAAAACACAACAAACCCCAUCUCUCUGCCCAGGACAGAGCUAGUUGUGGUGGCACAACCACAAGCAGGAAAAACGGAAUUGUUUUUCCAUCUUGCCUUGUUCAAGCAUGGCCGUCUCCCAAAUUGAACAAUAGCGAGCGAACAGUUUUUGUGGGAGAGGACAGUAUCUCUUCAAUACAGUUAUUUCCAAGAGGAUAACAUCUUUCUGUUUGAAUCCUGAGCAAUACCAUUUCACGUGCCUGGGUUUUCGUAUGCGCUUAGAAAAGGUGGCUUUCCCCUUGUUUCCCACACCGUUGGCCUGAGGAAGCACUGUUGACCUUGACGAUGCCUCAGGCCUAGGAAGGAGGACUCCUCUUGUUUCCGUCUUCCCGUACAUCCCCUCUGAGACAGCAUAUCUGACUUGACACCAUGUAGAAGAGCCACAAUGGCUGAUCCUCCUUUGCUGCUCACUUCUCUCUUCUGUGCCCUGUAUCAGUGCUGGUUGCCCACUGAGACACUCGCAUUGUUCAGGGCCACCAGCAGCUUCAGGGCGGCAGCCUGCAACUCUUCCUCCCACGCUGCCUUCCCUGUGCUCAACAACUGCUGAAGUGUCUGCAGUGAACUCUGCACGUGGGUAUCUUGUAGCCUCAGGAGGAGAUCCUGGAUGUCACUGGUGGGCAGCUGUCCUUGCUGCUGGCCACUGGCUGUCACCUCCAUGGCAUGUGGGUCAGAAGGAUUUAGCUGCAUGCUCCUCGACCAUGGUGUGCCCUCAGCGAUCAGGUCCAGUGCUGUCUGUGCAGGACCCCCAUCCAUCUGCCUGCCCUUGGGAGUCACGGUCAGCUUUACCCUCAGGGAUGACUCCGUGGUUUUCGUACUCGUCCAGUCUCCGGACCAGGGGAUUCUGGCAGCCGUACAGUGCACGAAGAACGCAGGCAGUGCUGGCGCGGCGGGCGGUCCGGAGGGACCUGAAGAACUGGCGGUACUCCUGGUCGGAGAGUGGUGUUCCCAGUUGCUGCGCCUUCCCACCCUGAGGGCCAGCUGUGCAGCCCCAACCCAAGAGCACUGGUAAAAAAUAAAAUGCAGGUAGUCAGGGGGAGAAGGAAAUGCUAACCAUGGCACACUCAGAAGAGCUGGAGGGCUGAACCCAGAUCUCUGUUGCCUUCUCUAGGUGCAGGAUCCAGCGUGCGGGAAGUGCAGUAAUGGGCUCAAGAUGGGGGAUCUAGACCUGGGGAAAACCUGCUCUGCCCAUGUUGAAAGGGGUGUAGUAUUUUGAGGACAGUACAUAGCUGAGGGACCUUCACCAAAACUCUAGAGAUUCCAAUCUUGAACUGGAAGAAAUGUCUUGGAAGUCAUGGCUGAAACUGGGAAUGUAGCUCUGCUGUCAGGGCUGGAGCAAGGAGACUGUUUCCUUUCAAGAUUUUAGCCUCUGCAGAUUCUCUUCCUCUGGGUAAGUGGGUCCAGACCCCUUGAGUUAAUGGAGCAUGCCCCAGUGGAUGUCUGUAUGCCCUUACAAUGGUCCAAGCAUUCAGUGAACCCUUAUGCAAAACUUAAAGCCAGUUCUUCCCUGUAAAGAACAUUAUGAAAGCUUGUGAGAUCAAACCUGUGGAGGUUAGAUGCGCCCAAAUAAAAGCCUCAUGUGCAUGUGCAAUCUUAAUUUCAUGUCCUCUUGCAUAUGCUUUUUAUACAUUCCUUAAAUUCACAGCAACCUACUCUCCUUUCCUAAAGACUUGGCAGCUCCUUCAGCGUAGAGACUGGACCUGCUGUGGCAGGGAAUCGGUUUCCCAGGUUGGGCACUUACUAUAUUCAGGACAUCUGCCUCAUUUCCCACAGCCUAGAAGGUGUAUGGAAGAACGAGUCAGGAAGAUGCUGGGAGGGCAAGGGUAGUUUUGUGGAUACUCUUCCAAGAAGUACGUUUUAUUCCUGGCUACACCACAGAGGCUCCAGUGUGAUGCUAGGCAAGUACCGGGUUUCUUAGUGUGUUAUUAGUGGCAUUUUCCUUACCUUGUGGGUUGCCGUUUAUAGGAAGGCUGAGCUCUCUUGCAGUUUUGGAGUCUGCAUGAGGUGUAUUUUGAAUGGCAAGUAAGUGCUACAUUAGCAUAUGUACUCUGAGAAGACAGGGCUGAGAUAUCUCAAACUGAGAUUCUGAAAGUAGUGGAUAUUUUUUACUUUAAUCCCUCUCUGCCCUCAUUUUGCCAUUUGCAAAAUCACUAUAAACCAAUUAAUAGCUGUGAAGCUCUAAAACAUAGAGUAUGUAAAAAGUUCAUGAGGAAAUGAGUCAUUUUGUCUAUAGCAGAGUUCAAAUGCGAUCAAUAAAUAAAUCAGAGAGUCAAGAACACUGAACAAUAAGGGUGGCAUAACAUACUGAAUAGCUGUUCAUUAGAAAGGCAGCGUCCAUACAGGGACUAAAGAAGCCAAAACCCAUGUGAAAACACUGAAGCCGGAUAAUUAAAGAGCUGGGUUACUACGUCACUGCACAGGGGGAACAAAUCUAAGGUUGCAAAAUGACUGGGAUUCAGGCAUGCUCCAAGUUUGACUUUGCAACCUCUGCAAUAGUCUCUUAACCUAUGACAUCUUUUUUUUUUUUUUUAAUUUAGGUAAAAACAAACUUAAAACCUUCCUCAUGGCGUAUAUCUUAUCAACAUCUAUGCCAUCUUAUUAACCCCUAUGUGUCUGUAGGUGCAGUAGGAUCAAAUAAAAACCACGUAACGUUCCCCCCGAGAGGACAGCAGAGUUUAUCAAGGACUUGGUGAGGCAGGAGAGGACAGCACCACACUUUGCCAGCACUGCUACUAUGAUGGAUAUUACAUCUGUUUUCUUUCCUCUGAUCGGGAUCUGCAGUCCCUGACUUGGCUUUAACCUCCUGGAUGGAGUGAAGAGAAACAGCUUUGUGGCCAGAAGCAGCUAAACACCGAGACAGUAGAGAGAUUGCUCACAAGCAGGUGACAGGACCAUGGGCGACAGACAGAAGGGCAAGCUUCAUCAGGAAAGUCCUGUGAGAGCUGAACGGCAUCUGUUCCCCUCCAGAAAGUUCACGGAAGAUACCCUCCAGGGCGCCGAUCAAAGACGGGACUGCAAGCAGGAGCUGGAGACAGAAAGUGAGGUGGAGACAUCUUUUGGAAAGAGGCGGGGAAUGAUAACUCCCUGUGGGAUGGAAGUCUGGGAGUGCGAGGACAGUGAUAGAGCCCACAUCAGCAAGGUUAUUCUUGCUGGGGACAAGCCAGACCCACCCAUGUGUCGGAACGGUGCCAUUUGGAUUCAGCAGGUGGGAGAGAAAACCUAUGAGUGUCCUGAGUGUGGGAAGAGCUUCAGCCGGAGCUCGUACCUGAGCCAGCACCAGAGGAUCCACCUGGCAGAGAAACCCUUCAGCUGCUCCGAAUGUGGGAAAAGUUUCACCCGUAACUCAGACCUGAUCAAACACCAGCGGAUCCACACCGGCGAGAAGCCCUACCAGUGCAACGAGUGUGAGAAGACCUUCAGCCAGAGGUCCAAUGUGAUCAGGCACCAGAGGACCCACACGGGAGAGAGACACUACCAGUGCAAUGAAUGCGGGAAGAGCUUCAGCCAGAACUCGCAUCUCAUCGUCCACCAGCGAAGCCACAAGGGUGAGAAACCCUUUAAUUGCCCCCGGUGUGAGAAAAGCUUCAGCGACCGCUCCUCCCUGAUCAUACACCGGAGAGUCCACACCGGAGAGAAGCCCCACAAGUGCCAGGAGUGCGGGAAGCGUUUCCGGGACAGCUCGGCCAUCAUUCGGCAUCAGAGGAUCCACACGGGAGAGAAACCGUACGAGUGUACUGAGUGCGGGAAAACCUUCCGGCAGAGCUCCUCGCUGGUGACCCACAUGCGAACGCACACAGGUGAGAAGCCCUACAAGUGCCCCGUGUGUGGGAAGGGCUUUAGCCAGAGCUCAGCGCUCACCACUCAUCGCCGGAUCCACGGGGGGAAGGCCUUGCCCGUGUACCACGGUGGCCUCCUGCCCAGCCCGUACCAGUGCACUGAGUGCGGCCGGAGGUGCAGCGACCGCUCCACUCUGGCCAAGCACCAGACCACGCACGCCGAGGAACGGCCCUACAUCUGCGUGGAAUGCGGGGACAGCUUCCGGCGGAGCUCGGCUCUCAACGUGCACCUGAGGAUCCACCGCGGGGAGAGACCCUACAAGUGCGAGGAGUGCGGAAAAAUGUUCAGGCACAGCUCAGCCCUCGGUGCCCACCUGAGGAUCCACGCAGGAGCCAAGCCCUACCAGUGCGGCGAGUGUGGGAAAAGCUUCCGGAAAAGCUCGACGCUUAAAGUGCAUUUGAAAAUCCAUGCGGCCAAGAAACCUUAUAAAUGUACUGUGGGUAGGAGAACGCUCACUUCCCGCUCACUCCUGCCAUAGGGCUGGAGCAGAUGUUCGGAGCAGGAAACAAAAGCAGUGUUUGGGGGGUACCUGAAAAAGGUGGGUGAUGAGAACCACGGUGGGAAGAGACUGACGGGAGACACGGUAACUCUGGUGUCGGGGCUGGGUGCUUAACCCCAGCGGCACAAAAACCAUUAGGAGGUCUGGAAGCAGGGAGUUAGUCCUAAGAGCUGAGUGCUGGUGGUUUAGGAAGAGUGCCGAGAACCUGAGGAACGAGCACCAGCUUCCAGGUAAGUCAGGGACUGUGAAUAUGCAGUAGAAUAACAACUGGGAGAAUCAGGCUUGUCAAAUAACUUUACAGGUAAAGUGAAGAUCAAAAUAAAAAGUUCCAGGUUGGUUAUGACUCAGAACUUUGGCCUGUUAGACACUGUAGUAGUCUUAGGAACACUCUUUUUAUGACCUUCCCUUAUUUUUCAUGCAGGUAGUAAGUUUACCCAGUGUUUAACAAGGUGCUUCCAAAUCUUUUGAGUCCAAGACUUUGGAGCUGAACUUCAGUCUGUUUGUCUUUUCUUCCUCUUUCCCAAAUCUUAGAUGGGACAAUGAAUUCCUACCUCUGUAUGCAAAGCCUGAGUGACACGGUAGCAGAACUGUCGUGGCUGUUCCCAGAAAACAUGGAUGCGCAAGCAUUUCCAGUUGGAAUGCUGCCCUUUACUAGUCUGUGGCAGCUUCUCCCAAGUUUGUCCUUGCUGGUUUGAAAUACCUUCCAACUUGGGACAUCAACAAAACAUGGGCAAAAACGCGGCCUUACCUUAUUUAACCAAAAAAAAAUAUUCCCCCCUCCCCCCCGAUGUCCUAGUCUGAACCGGUACACGACAGAAGUUCCUACUGGUGGUCAGAGACUGUUUGCAAUUUUGUAGUCCUUUUUAUGAUAGAGUACUCUUCUUUAGCUCACUCUUGUUUGUAAAGUAUUAACGUACAAAGUUCAGCGUUAACAGUUAGGAAUUACUACAUUUGCAUUUAUUACUAUGCGAAUGACUAUGUAUUACCUGAACCUCCUCUAUAUUGCCCUGUUUUACGACUAGCUAUGUGUUUCCAUCCCAAAUAAACCCUUUUUUUCUCUGUGUAA
Molecule: messenger RNA, 7067 nt
Organism: Aquila chrysaetos chrysaetos
Lineage: Eukaryota; Metazoa; Chordata; Aves; Accipitriformes; Accipitridae
Product: zinc finger protein 501-like
Exons: 4
Coding region: 4559-5980 (473 amino acids)
Biological process (GO): regulation of DNA-templated transcription
Molecular function (GO): DNA-binding transcription factor activity, RNA polymerase II-specific; RNA polymerase II cis-regulatory region sequence-specific DNA binding
Source: RefSeq, a predicted model, not a curated record